Molecule: messenger RNA, 344 nt
Organism: Prorocentrum cordatum
Lineage: Eukaryota; Dinophyceae; Prorocentrales; Prorocentraceae
Source: the annotation of a GenBank genome assembly
AUGCUCCAGAAGAGCUCGCAGAUGAUGCAGGUGAGUCGGCAUGAGCAUUUAAGCUUGAAAACGACGCCCACGAACGACGCCGAGUGCAAGGCCGUGUCUGGCAUCAACACGGGCCUGCCCAUCGUCUACGACUCCAGCUGCCCCGGCCUGUGCUGCUUCGAGGACCAGCCGUGCAGGUACAACAACACGGGCUGCUACUCCGCAGCCUUGGCGCAGCAGAAGGUGAAGUCGACGCCCACGAACGACGCCGAGUGCAAGGCCGUGUCUGGCAUCAACACGGGCCUGCCCAUCGUCUACGACUCCAGCUGCCCCGGCCUGUGCUGCUUCGAGGACCAGCCGUGCAG